Prunus armeniaca (apricot) is the source of this 318-nucleotide messenger RNA. Lineage: Eukaryota; Viridiplantae; Streptophyta; Magnoliopsida; Rosales; Rosaceae. The record is from the annotation of a GenBank genome assembly.
AUGAGUACAUCCCCACCAGGGGACACCGAAUCGAGCUACCGUUCGGAAGCUCCCCCGGAGUAUUCGAAGGCGAGAUCACCAAGUCCAAGGAAAGCUUCCGAGGACUUUGGUUCCGAGGACGUCCCCAGCCGAGACCCCACCAUCCGAUUACUUUUCCAAAGAAUCCAGAAGAUGGAGGAAGACCGAACCCGAUCCCAGGUCCCUGACUGGGGAAAACUUCGACCGGGCCCUUUACCGAGCGCAUCAAGAGGUCCAGACCGGACAGGGAGGUGCAGCCGCUGCGCAUACCCUUCUAUACCGGUGUGGAGGACCCUCUGA